AUGAUGAUGUUCUUUUUCAGCUAUAUAUUAUUCGUAUGGAUCUUACUCCAUGAAAAUAUCCAUAGUGAAACGAUUUUACCUUCUACUAAUAAUAAUUGCACUGUAGAGUAUGAUGGACAUUUGUUAGAAGAAGAUCAAGUUAUCGAAAUAAAAGGAAAACUUUACAAAGUGGAAGAUUGUGCACUUCAACGAGCUUAUAAUGCAUGUGGUAUGUAUUUGUUACAAAUGGUUAGUAUUGCUUGUGAUGUUAUUAAAAAUGAAAAACAUAAAGUGCCAAGUAAACGACGUGUUCGUAAAUCUUUACGACGAAAAUUGCUUACUGAAGCUUGUUGUGAAACUUUAUGUACUGUUGCUGAAAUGAUACGUUAUUGUCCUUCACAUUGA
Adineta steineri is the source of this 384-nucleotide messenger RNA. NCBI's taxonomy places the organism in Eukaryota, Metazoa, Rotifera, Eurotatoria, Adinetida, Adinetidae. The record is from the annotation of a GenBank genome assembly.